AUGACUCGACCUGUUCUUUUUGGAUGCCUAACAAGAUGGUCCAUAUUUUUUUACCAAUAUGAGAUCAUAUACACACCUCAAAAGGCUGUGAAAGGACAAGCACUCAUCGAUUUUCUAGCUGAUCACCCUCUUCCGGUGGAAUGGGAGCUUUCUGAUGAGUUUCCAGAUGAAGAUAUUUUGUUCGUUGAAGAAUCGCCACGAUGGACAAUAUUCUUUGAUGGAUCCGCAUGUCGGAACGGUGCAGGGGCAAGUGUUGUGUUGAUCUCUCCAGAAAGACCAGUCUUGCCAUUCUCCUUUGUUUUAGGUGAAACAUGCUCCAACAAUGUUGCAGAGUACCAAGCUUUGAUCAUCGGUCUUGAAAUGGCAUUAGACAUGAAGAUUCUACAGUUGGGGAUUUACGAUAUAAAGAAGGAAGAUCUUUUGCCAUACCACCAAUAUGCUUCUUGUUUACUCGAAAGAUUUGACCAAUUGCUCUUAAACCACGUCCCAAGAGAAGAAAAUAGCAUGGCUGAUGCUUUGGCUAACUUGGGCACGACGAUGGCACUUGGAGAGAAUGAGUCAACAAAGAUACAUGUGUGUCAUCGAUAG
Molecule: messenger RNA, 588 nt
Organism: Nicotiana tabacum (common tobacco)
Lineage: Eukaryota; Viridiplantae; Streptophyta; Magnoliopsida; Solanales; Solanaceae
Molecular function (GO): RNA-DNA hybrid ribonuclease activity; nucleic acid binding
Source: RefSeq, a predicted model, not a curated record